AUCUCGUGAUCUUGUAUCCUUUGUGAGUCGUACAGCACGCUCGCACGAUUGGAACAGUUUACGUGCGGAAGUAAGAUUAAUUUUGAAACAUGAAUUGUUGUUGAGUGCGUGAGAGAGUUUGCGGAGUCAAGUUCAAGACGCGCCUGGCGGCGGCAGCCCUUCGACGAUACGACAAAAGCGCCUGGGGGAAGAAGAUCGAGGACUGAGACAGGAGAGAAAGAGAUCAAGCGAGCAAUGACGACGAAGGCAAAACUGUUCCAGGCGGGCUGAGAGCUUUUUUUCGGUGGGUGGAAAAUGCAUACGUCGAACUGAAUUGUGCGCUCGCUCAAGAGAGAAAAAGAGAGAGUAUGGGAUCAAUUGGCCACGGCGCUCGACUGUGAAAGUUAUGAGGCGAAGUUACACACACAGCCGACGCGGAUAAGCCUCACAGGUGAAGCAGCUGCAGCAGUAGCAAUAGCAGCGUCGUCAUGGGCAUCUACGUGGCGGGGGCGGCCGGAUUGGGCGCUCUCUACGCGGCGAUCGUCGGGCUCGGCUUGUGGGCUGCCCUGCACGGCCGCAAGCGCGCCUCGGCCGGCUCCCAGAGCCACAUGAUACUGGCCAAUCGUAGCGUCGGACUUUUUCUCGCCAUUUUCUCGCUCGUCGCAACAUGUGUCGGGGACACUUUGGUGCACGGCACGGCCGACGCGAUGUUCAGCCGAGGAUUGGCCUGGUGCCAAGUGCCCAUCGGCUACGGUCUAAGCCUGCUGUUCGGUGCGCUGCUGUUCGCCAAGCCGAUGCGUAAGGCCGAGUACGUGACGAUGCUCGACCCGUUCCAGCAGCACUAUGGCGCCCGAGUCGGCGGCCUGAUGUUUCUGCCGGCGCUCUGCGGGGACCUCUUCUGGUCGGCAGCCCUGCUGCGGGCGCUGGGCCUGGCCGUGAGCCUCGUGGCCGGCAUCGAGACGACCGUGGGCGUCGGCGUCACCGUUUUGGCCAUUGCGCUGUACACGGCGACGGGCGGCCUGUACUCUCUGCUCUGGACGUCGGCACUGCAGCUGGUCUGUUUGACGGCGGGCCUGGCGCUGGCCGCGCCCUACGCGGCCCUCCAUCCGGCCGUCGCCUUCGAGAAGAGUCUCCUGGCCAAGGACUGGCUCGGCGGCAUACGCGACACCGACGUCGGCGAGUGGCUCGACACCAUGCUGCUGGCCAUCUUCGGCGGAAUACCCUGGCAGAGCUACUUUCAACGUAUACUGAGCAUCAAGUGUCCGCGCUUCGCUCGGACCGUCUCGAUCGCGGCGAUGUUCGGCUGCCUGGCGCUGGCCGUGCCCUCGGCCAUGAUCGGCAUCAUAGCGCGCGACACCAAUUGGCCGCAGGUCGAGCAGGCCCACGGCAACGGCAACAGCAGAAUCGUCGCUUCGGCCGCCUCCUCGCCCGGCUCCUCGAUCUGGCGCAAUUCCAACGGCGGCGGGGACGUGCUGCCGAUGGUGCUGCGCUAUCUGACGCCGCGCUGGGUCGCCUACGCCGGCCUCGGCGCCAUCGCCUGCGGCAUCAUGGCGUCCGCCGACUCGAGCAUAUUCUCCGUCAGCUCGAUGUUCUCGAGGAACGUUUACAAGAUGACGAUGAGGCCCAAGGCUUCAGAAAGAGAGCUGGAUUGGAUCCUGCGCAUUUCCAUAGCGGUAGUUUCUUUUCUUUCCGCCGCAGUUGCUCUUAGUGUUAGCAGUGUUAACUAUUUAGCAUUUUUGUGCGCUGAUUUCGUUUACGUGGUGCUGUUCCCUCAACUCGUGUCGGUGAUCCACUGGCCGAAGCUCGUCGACUCUUACGGCUGUCUGGCCGGUUACGCCGUCGCAGUCGUCGUCAGGAUUUCUGGUGGAGAAAAGAGCCUGGGCAUACCAACGUUCGUCGAGUAUCCGUUCUACGAUCAUCAGACGCACAAGCAAAAGUUCCCGUUUCGCUCCACUGCGAUGCUGGCCUCGGUCUUCGUUCAGCUCACUGUGAGCUUCUUCACGCGCAAUCUCCUCGGCCAGGGCUACCUGCCGGGCUGCUGCGACGUACUGUCGGUUUACGCGCCCAAUGCCAAGAAUCCGGCAAACGGCGUGGCGCCCAGCAGCUCGGGCGCGGCGCUCCUCGAUUGCACCCUCAACGUGAAAAAGAAUAAAAGAGUGACAUGGGACGCCUCACCGGGCCACAUGUCCGACGCGACGACGCUGUCGAGCAGCCGCACCGAUUACGACGCCAGCAGUACCGACACGCAGCUCCAGACGCCCACCACUCCGCAGCAAGUCAGCAUAAUUUACGGCGGCGGCGAUUCUUCGACUCUGGGCAGGAAUCACAACGCGGCGCACAAGGCCAAUCAGGCGCUGCACAAUCUGCGCGAGUCCAUGAGCCCGAAAAUGACGACGGCGACGGUGGCCUCGCGGCCCGGACUGCACCACUCGAACUCGCUGAUGGGUACGCCAACGGCCGGGGGACAGAUAUUGGGGGUGAAGGGUUUGCAGAUGACACCGGCACACAUGGCCGACUGCCCGCAGGCGCCCGUGCCGCCGAGAAUCAUGAGUCCCACCACGCCCAUCUCGUUGCCACCUUAUGCGAAAGCCAUACCGACGACCAUAAUCACGAACGGACGCCUCGAGGGCGAUAAGAACCAGUGCGGCGGCGAUCGCAGCAACAUGGAGCUGAGCCUCAAUCUGACGGACGGCUCGGGCAUCGUCAAGAAGAACAUCAAAGGCGUCAAGCUGAUCGGCAUGGACGGGGGCGGCGGUGGCACCCUGAGGCGGCCCUCGCUCCAGGGCACCUUUUCGCCGACGCCCUCGGUCGAGAUGGUCAACAUAUUCGAUCGUCGACAGAGCAGCGGCUCGUUCGGGCCGAGCUCGCUGUCCCCGAUCCCGGGCGUGGAGGCCUGCAAGACUCACGGCACGGCCAUGGGCAACGGCGGCGCCGGCGGCCACGUGGGCAACGAGCACUGUCGCAUCAAACGCGGCAUCGUCAGGCAUCACAGCUUCAACGACACCGGCGAUCGCAAUCUGACCACGUUGGCCCGUCAGCCGACUUAUCCGUCGAUGCCGCUCAACUCGCUGGUUCGCAAGGGUGGUGGCGGCAACGAUUCGCUACCGCCAACGACGCCGACCAGCCAAACGACGAUGAUGACGACGAUGCAGAGGCGCAACUGCUCGAGCCUGCGGUACUCCUCGUUGGCCGACGAGCACAGCUGUCAGGCGGUGGACGCGGCCGCACGGCUGCACGCCACUCUGCGACGCGACAAUCGCAACUGCAAGUCCAUGAUACAUCACGGCACGAUGGGUCGCUCGCAUCACGCGACCGGCAGCACCGGCAAUUAUCUCGACGACAAGUCGGUCAGUCUGGUGGGCCACCUGCUGGUCAGCCCGACCUACGGCAUGUACAACUCGGCGGUCAAGACGGGCUCCUACGACUACUUCGUCGGCAACGACGAGGCGGUCAGUCGAUUUUGAGCCGCGUGUCCGCUCCACGGCACGCCGGCUCGUCGACGCUUGCCACCCAUCGAUCGUUCGUUCUAUUGACAGAUUUAUUUGUACGAUGUAGUACAUCUUUCAAUCGCCCGGGCAAAUGCAAUAUAUCUCGUACAUACUCGGACUCUCGUAUUAUGAAAACAAGUUUUUCUUUUACUUCGUUGUUGUUUGAUAUAUGAUAUUAUAUAUCGUCGUGUACUUAAAUGUAUUUACUGUAUAGAGUUUGUAGUAUUGAGCUUGAAUCUGGCCCCUUACGUGCAAUAAAUAUAAUAUAAUAUAUUGUAGUGUCGUGUAUGAGAUAUACGCGUCAAUGGAUGUAAGCUCGCGAAUGAGUCGAUUGAAUAUAAUUAUUAUACAUAUAAUAUGUGUACAUUUUUAGGGUACGGCUGAGAUAUAACACGUGCGCUAUAUACGCAAAACGUCGAGAAGAAUUUCUGCAAUACCAGUGCCUGUGCAUUAAAUACUCAAAAUGUCUGCUUUUGAUUACCCCCCCCCCACAAAAGUAUAACGCACACUAUUUUGACUCGUAAAACUCGAGAGUCCCCCGCUUUUUGCCACGUGUCCGAUAAUUCAUUUUAAUAAUCUUCCACAAAAAAAUAAACAAACAAACGACAAAGAGUGAGAAAAAUAAGCGUGAAAUUAUCUCGAGCAACAGAAAUAUAUAUAUUAUGAUAUGCGUAUGCGAACACGCGUGACCCGCGUCUAAUAAUGUAAUAACGAUAUUAUAAAUGCAUGAAACAGAAACGUCCACAAAAUGUGCAAAUUCACAAUUAAAUCGGAAACUCGAAGAAUUAAAUGAUAUUUUUGCACCCGAUGACUACACACUGUAUGUAGGUAAUACAUGAAUAUGUAUUUCUCGUGUAUCACACUUAUUAUACAAUAAUAUCCAUAAUUAUCAUGUACAUGUAAAGCUAUAUAAAUGCGUCGAAAUGGGAAUGUUUAAUGAAUGAAAGAAAAUAAUGAUAAAUUAGCCAUUCAAAUUACGUGAGCGAUUCUAUAAACAUGUAAAGCUUUCGAAUGAGUGCAGUAUGUGAGCUGCGUGAAUUAUUGCAAACAAUAUAUUAUGCAGUAAUCGAUUCGCAUAAUAUACUUAUACCAGUAAUGCAUUUCAAAGGGAAUCGUGCGUAUUGCUGCGUUCCUUCUGCAUUUUUCGAUGUAGUCUAUGGGUUUUUCGAUCACUUUCGACUUUUUGACUCGUACAUUAUGUGUAUAACAAUAGAGACUUUUAAAUGCACGGAAUUCCUCGUUUUUUUGCAGACACAAAUAAUAAUAAUAAUGGAAAUGAA
Messenger RNA from Trichogramma pretiosum, 4747 nucleotides. RefSeq names its product high-affinity choline transporter 1-like. Gene Ontology annotation, biological process: transmembrane transport; acetylcholine biosynthetic process; choline transport. Gene Ontology annotation, molecular function: choline:sodium symporter activity. The record is from RefSeq and is a predicted model, not a curated record. Bases 468 to 3443 code for a protein of 991 amino acids. NCBI's taxonomy places the organism in Eukaryota, Metazoa, Arthropoda, Insecta, Hymenoptera, Trichogrammatidae. Gene Ontology annotation, cellular component: plasma membrane. The transcript is spliced from 13 exons.